Molecule: messenger RNA, 774 nt
Organism: Gigantopelta aegis
Lineage: Eukaryota; Metazoa; Mollusca; Gastropoda; Neomphalida; Peltospiridae
Exons: 4
Coding region: 1-774 (257 amino acids)
Cellular component (GO): extracellular region
Molecular function (GO): chitin binding
Source: RefSeq, a predicted model, not a curated record
AUGCCGCGUAUUUAUUCACAGAAUUCCAGUCCAUUUGUCAACACUCGGGUCUCAAGAAUGCAGGAUAACUGUUUCUGUGACACGCAUUCCCAGUUUGGAGCUCCACGCGGUGACACUACAGCCCGCCCUGUGACGGUCGAGGAACAGUGUGAGAGGGGUGCACGUCUGGUGCCCCACCCCGAGGAGUGCCAGCUGUACUACAACUGCAGUCUCCACUAUGACAUAGUUCCCAGGUUUUUCGAACAGAGACUCGUGGAGUGUAAAUACCCACAACUCUUUGACAGACAACUUCAGAUGUGUCGAGAUUUUUCAUUGGUGGAUUGCGACAGCAGAAAAGUCCACAAAUCUGGAUGUAACUACCGCAAUAACAUGUGUCCGCGGGCACACUGCAUUCCCUGUUCCCAGACAUUCCCCAGCUGUGAGGGAAUGCAGGACGGACCUAACGUGUUUAUCAGUCGCGAGUGGUCACCGAAUUACGUCAUAUGUAGGUCAGAACGGACGCUCGAGACGCGCACGUGCCCACGUGACACACACUUCCAGGUGCCCCAGUUCUUCCACCCAGAGAGGAACGAGUGCGUCAAUCUAUACCGGAUCCCCCCCGAGCGGGGCGGGGCCAUGCCGAGCUGUGAGAGGAGAUUUAAUGGCGCCCACCCGCUGGAGGGAGGGAGGACGGGAACGGCGUAUAUAUGUCAGGGGGGACACCUCCUUAGCAUCCGAUACUGUCCGCCAGGAGCGAGACCGGAACCGGAACCCAGAAGCUGUGUGUACUCGUGA